This is a messenger RNA of Biomphalaria glabrata, 1919 nucleotides long. RefSeq lists its product as uncharacterized. Bases 571 to 1788 code for a protein of 405 amino acids. The record is from RefSeq and is a predicted model, not a curated record. The transcript has 7 exons. NCBI's taxonomy places the organism in Eukaryota, Metazoa, Mollusca, Gastropoda, Planorbidae.
GAUGUGGCCAAUGAGUUAAUCUCUAAUGUCUUAUUAGAAUGAAAGCUUUAAAUAAUUGAGCACUUAUUUAUUUCAUUGCCAACAUUGCCGCAGCGCUUUGUAACUCAGCGAACAAAGAUUUGGACUAGACCCAGUACGUCAGACCCGUUUUAAAGUUACCCGGUGCGGCCACACACACCCAGUGAACCCCUUGUAAUAUUUGUUACUUAUAACCGUAGACUAUAUAAAUAUAGACUAGUCUAUGCUUAUAACUUAUAAGACAAGUAGAUAUCAAUUUAAACACUAGGUGGCGCUUUACCGUUGGGGAAAUUUUGUUUAAUCAAAAUAGAAAAUCGGAAAUUCCUUGAAUGUCCGUGUUUCUAUAAAUAAUAUUCACGAAAUUGUCAUUACAAACACAGAGAUCUUAUUAAUUUACGAGCUGGGAGUCUUGUGGCCAGAAUAACGACACGUACCCAUUGGAUUUUAUGGGAUUGAAAAUACCAGUCUUCAUUGAGAUUUGAACCCAGGACCCACGGUUCUGAAGCCAAGCACUUAACCGCUUUUGAUUUACAAGUUGAGCAUCACUUGUCAAUGAUGUCCUGCAAGAAAAAAAUUCAAACUGAUAGAAAAGUAUCGACUGACCUAGCAGACUUAUCAAGUCUUGGGGAUGAGAAUCAAGAAACAAAAAGUACAGACCUUAGUUUUCAUCAAGACACAUGUGGACUUAAUGUUUGUCUAAAGGAUCAGACUGACCUAGCAGACUUUUCCAGUCUUGGGGAUGAGAAUCAAGAUACAGAUCCUCAUCAUUUCGCCAGUGACCAGUCCAAAGUCCAGUCAAAUGAGGUUAAAGGUCCACUAAUUGGUGAUCAUGAAACUCAGGAGUCAGAAGGUGGAGAAGCUGAUCUACACCAAUAUCUUGUGGGCUGUAAGAAGAAUCCAGGUCAUAGCCAGUUUAUACCUGUUGAUACAUUUACCUUGAAACAUUUACCUGAAGGUUAUCAAGACAGUGAUUUGUAUGAACUCAUCAAACUUACAGCUGACCUCACAGUUAGAGUAAGUGUGAAAAUGACAAGUCCACACAGACCAAAGUUUUGGCCAGAGACAACUCAACCAUAUCCAUUUUCUAACAUGAGUGAGAUAAGAAACUUGAGGACAGGAAGUGGAAGUGUGUGGGAUGUAAACAAGUUUCAAGAUGGAGUCUGGCAAGAUGGAGGUUAUGGACGUAUUGCUUACACCAAGUGUUGGUGUAGAAAAUGUGAAGGUUCAAACUCACCCAGCAAUGUGUGGUGGGAGUUUGAUGUGUUCACAGCCACACAUGUGGUUUUUGAUGACAUUGAGGCCAACCACACAACCUUGAGAUUGUUUUAUGAUAGAGAGGACAGCCAAGUGGUCAUUGUUGAUAAGAUCAGUGUUAGAAAUGUAUACAUUGAGCAUGACAGGUGUUGGUUGAACUGUGUGACAUGUGAUAAAACUUUAGGAAAUAAACUGAUGGAAAUGUUGAAACAUUUUGAAAAUGUCUCUGAGAAAGUCUGGGACAAAUACUCUGCCUCUAGAUCUCCACACAAGUUGACCUUUAUAGUGUCACAUCCUCAUGGAUGUUCUAAACAGGUCAGUGUUGGUCAAUGGAAGGACAGACUAGAGGUGGGUACAUGUAGCUCUAAGUUUACUUAUACAACUUGUACAUGUCCAGGAAGUAGUGGAGCACAUGUCCACUGUGUGGGGUAUUAUGACUUGACUUGGUUUGAUCUUAUCCACAGUGGAAGUGUCAAGUCUGGAUUAAAUUACAGUGGAGUUGGUCGUGCCUGGUGAGUUGAUUCCCUUGUGAGGUUUCCAGCUCCACCAUGAAGAUGUCUUUGAGAACCCUUGACAUUCUGAACCUCAAACUCAAAUGUCUCUUUAGUCUUGAGUUAUUUAAAUAAAUUGUGGAUGUUAUCUUUAAA